CGUCUAUGCUACUGAUGACGCGAAGGUUGCUUAUGUAAUGAGCUUAUUGACAUGUCAGGCGGCGUCAUGGGCUAUGGCGAUGAGCGACGCAAAGCCGAACCUCCGGUCUUCUUUCCCCGGCUUCGUAGCAGCGUUUCGCCGGGUGUUCCACCAUCCCGGGGCAGAGAGGCUGAGGGCCGGCUAAUCGAACUCCACCAGGGGAGGCGAUCCGUAGCGGACUACUUGAUUGAGUUCCAGAUUUUGGCCGCCCAGAGUGGCUACGAGGACAGGGCGCUCUGUGGAUUGUUUCGUCGCGGAUUGAACACCCAGCUCAAGGACGAACUAGCGACCCGCGACAACAGUUCCGACCUGGAGGAGUUAAUAGAUCUCUCCCUACUGUUGGACAACCGCAUGAGAGAGAGAAGCCGGGAGCGUGGAGGUGGUUGGUUCCCAUUCCGGCAUGCUACGUACCGUGGGGGAUCCUGCGAGAUGCUUCGGGCAGCUGGGUCCGGAGACCACCCCGAUCCCGGAAUGCUGUCACCGGGGAGGAGCCGAUGCAGCUUAGUGGCGGAUGUUCCAGAUCGCAGGAGAGACGGCGCCGGUUCAACGAUCGGGCCUGGUCUGACAGCGGCCUACAAGGACAUCACGCCGCUCCCGGUCCUCCUGAACCUCAGCCAUCUACAUUCACCGAGUACUAAGUGGACGCAUCGGAUUCGGGAGUGGGGGCGGUCUUGUCCCAGCGUUCCCCGGUCGACCAGAAGUUGCACCCCUGCGCCUUUUUCUUUCGUCGACUCGGUGUCGCCGAGUCAAACUACGACGUGGGCAAUCGAGAACUGCUGGCUGUGUUCGCAGCCCUACAAGAAAGGCGACACUGGCUUGAGGGGGCUAAGGAGCUAUUCACUGUAUACACGGACCAUAAGAAUUUGGAAUAUACCGCUCCGCCAAAGGACUGAACUCCCGUCAGGCCCGAUGGGCCCUACUAUUAACCCGGUUUAAUUUCACCCUCUCAUACUGUCCGGGAUCCAAGAACACCAAGCCUGAUGCCCUCUCCCGUCUCCACGACCCUGCGGAAAGGUACCGAACGCCGGAGGCCAUUCUCUCGGCUCAUUGCAUCCUGGGGGCGUUGAGGUGGGAGAUUGAGCGGAGAAUACAGGAAGCUCAAGAUGGGGUCCAGGUCCCGCCUGACUGGCACGCGGGGAAGCUGUUUGUGCCCCCACCGCUGUGUUCGGAGGUAUUGCAGUGGGGGCACAGGUCCAAGGUGGCUUGCCAUCCCGGGGUGAACCGGACUGUGCAUCUCAUCGCCCAGCGGUUCUGGUGGCCGGAGCUUCGGAAGGAUGUGGUGGAAUACAUCAAUGCCUGCUCCUCCUGCGCCUGCGGCAAGGCCUCGCAUCGGCCUCCGGCGGGAUUGCUCCAGCCAUUACCCAUUCCUCCUCGACCUUGGUCCCACAUCGCCCUGGACUUUGUCACGGGCCUUCCUCCAUCCCGUGGGCGGUCUGUCGUUCUCACUAUCGUGGACCGAUUCUCAAAAGCUGCCCACUUUAUUCCCCUGUCCAAGUUGCCGUCGGCGUUGGAGACCGCCGACCUCCUCAUCAAACACGUUUUCCGUCUCCAUGGCAUCCCUUUGGACAUAGUGUCGGACCGGGGGCCCCAGUUCGUGUCCCGAGUGUGGAAGCGGUUCUGCCGGUCCCUCGGGGCCACGGCCAGUCUGACCUCUGGAUAUCACUCACAAUCCAAUGGACAAGCGGAGCGCGCCAACCAGGAUCUGGGGGCAGCCCUCCGCUGUGUGUGUCUCCACCGUCCCUCCUCCUGGGCCGACCACUUACCUUGGGUGGAGUAUGCACACAACACCCUCGUCUCUUCAGCCACUGGAAGGUCCCCCUUCAUGACGUCCUACGGGUAUCAACCACCGCUGUUCCCGUCCCAGGAGGGACAAAUAGAGGUUCCUUCUGUGCAGUGGCCACCUCAAGCGGGCCCAUCACGUGUGGAGGAAGGCUAGAGCCGCACUGUCCCGCAUGGCGAACCGGAACCGUCAGAUCGCGGACCGUCGUCGGCGACCGGCACCAACCUACGAAGUGGGGCAGGAGGCGUGGCUGGCGACGAGGGACCUGCGCCUGGCCGGCACGUCCGCGAAAUUGGGGCCCCGAUUCACCGGGCCGUUGGUGGUAGAGUCGGUUGUCAGCCCCGUCGCGGUCAAGCUCCGGCUGCCGGCCACCAUGAAGGUUCACCCCCUGUUCCACGUCUCCCUGUUCAAACCGGUGGCGACCAGUCCCUUGGCUCCUUCUCCCACUCCGCCCCCUCCUGCGCGGGUCGUCGAUGGUGACCCGGUGUACACGGUACGGGCCAUCCUGGACUCUCGGCGCAGGGGAAAAGGGUUCCAGUAUCUGGUUGACUGGGAGGGCUACGGGCCGAAGGAUCGGCAAUAGGUCCCCCGCUCCUGGAUCCUUGAUCCGUCCCUUCUUCGUGACUUCCACACAUCUCACCCGUCCAAACCGGGUAGGCCGCUGGGAGGCGUCCGUUGGGGGGUCACUGUCACGUUCCGGAUUCGACAGCAGGGGGCAGGCGUUCUUGCUUGCCGCCUGCACACCUGCCAACCAUUUGUUGGUAAUUGCACCUA
This is a messenger RNA of Hippocampus zosterae (dwarf seahorse), 2593 nucleotides long. RefSeq lists its product as uncharacterized. The coding region runs from base 52 to 975 and encodes 307 amino acids. The transcript has 2 exons. Lineage: Eukaryota; Metazoa; Chordata; Actinopteri; Syngnathiformes; Syngnathidae. The record is from RefSeq and is a predicted model, not a curated record.